Ochotona princeps (American pika) is the source of this 5464-nucleotide messenger RNA. It is a transcript of the gene SRGAP2, whose product is annotated as SLIT-ROBO Rho GTPase activating protein 2. The transcript is spliced from 23 exons. Bases 1019 to 4231 code for a protein of 1070 amino acids. Gene Ontology annotation, biological process: signal transduction; negative regulation of cell migration. Gene Ontology annotation, cellular component: cytoplasm. Gene Ontology annotation, molecular function: protein binding. Lineage: Eukaryota; Metazoa; Chordata; Mammalia; Lagomorpha; Ochotonidae. The record is from RefSeq and is a predicted model, not a curated record.
UCCACAGUUCCCGCCAGCUUCUACUCUCUAUUGGUUUAAAUUCUCAGUACCGUCCCUCCCUUCUUCCCGGUCCAAUUGGUCGUGCUGCCUUUCAAGAGUUUGGGUUUGGCCCCGCCCCCUAGCUCUACUUUGGGCAUCGCUAGCCGGGGGCGUAGCUGACUCGUGACCACGCCUCGUCGGUGACUGCUAGUCACACCUCCAAGUUUCGUCAGUGCCUCCCACUUAUUCCCGGCCUCUCGGGAUGAGCUAUUCCUAUUGGCUACAGACCCCAUCGGUCGAUAGAAAACGGGCGGUGAUUGGCAGGAGGGUGGGCUCUGCUUCCCGGCGGGGUCCUGCGGAGUUGGCGGAGGCUCCUCAGGGGACUAGGGGGCCGAUCUGCGUAGGAGCGGGUGGCGGGGAAGAGAGGGGGAGAACUCAGAGUGGGAAGCGGAGCCGCGGGCCUGGGACCCGUCGCGUCAGAGCCAGGCAAGUGAACCGGAGCAAACGACUUCCGAUCCAGUCCGCGCUGCAGCGGCUCCCGUUUGGGAUUUGAUUUGCAGCAUCUUCUAGCUUGUACGACAGAAAAAAAAAAAAAAAGCCGCGAAGCACGCCCAGCCCUCGCCCUGCACCCCGCUACGCACCCACUCCCUCCCAGGGACACAGCUGGGCGCGUCCACACCCCCGCACCCCUACAUCAUGUUGUGCGGAAGGACUUCCACUCCCUGCCUGUGUCGUUGAUGUCAGACCCCAGGCCAGCCUCCGGGCGCUGCAGUUCUCCCGGCUAAUGCUGAGGCUGCGGCUCUAGCGCCGCCGUCGCCGCCGCCCCCUCGGCCCCUGGGCCCACCGUCUGCAUGUGCCCGCCUUAGCCGCGUGCCCAGCCCGCAGCCCGCAGCCUGCGUUCCCGGGAGAGCUGGAGACCACCGCGGGCGGCCCCUUCUGCCUUCCGGAGAAGCGGUCUUGGACGUAUUGAUUUCGGUGGUUGGAUUCUUCCCGUGGAUCUAUCAAUUCGGGAUUCGAAUUUGGAAGAAAGAAGGAAAACAUGACGUCUCCAGCCAAAUUCAAAAAGGAUAAGGAGAUCAUAGCAGAGUACGAUACUCAGGUCAAAGAGAUUCGUGCUCAGCUCACAGAGCAGAUGAAAUGCCUGGAUCAGCAGUGUGAACUUCGGGUGCAGCUGCUGCAGGACCUCCAGGACUUCUUCCGAAAGAAGGCCGAAAUUGAGAUGGACUACUCCCGGAACCUGGAGAAGCUGGCCGAGCGCUUUCUGGCCAAGACCCGCAGCACCAAGGACCAGCAGUUCAAGAAGGAUCAAAACGUUCUCUCUCCUGUGAACUGCUGGAACCUCCUCUUAAACCAAGUGAAGCGGGAGAGCAGGGACCACACCACCCUGAGUGACAUCUACCUGAAUAACAUCAUUCCUCGCUUUGUCCAAGUCAGUGAGGACUCAGGAAGACUCUUUAAAAAGAGUAAAGAAGUCGGCCAGCAACUCCAAGAUGAUUUGAUGAAGGUCCUGAACGAGCUCUACUCGGUCAUGAAGACAUAUCACAUGUACAAUGCUGACAGCAUUAGUGCUCAGAGCAAACUAAAGGAGGCGGAGAAGCAAGAGGAGAAGCAAAUUGGUAAAUCGGUGAAGCAAGAGGACCGGCAGACUCCACGCUCGCCUGACUCCACUGCCAAUGUCCGCAUCGAAGAGAAACAUGUCCGGAGGAGCUCAGUGAAGAAGAUAGAGAAGAUGAAAGAGAAGCGCCAAGCCAAGUACACGGAGAAUAAGCUGAAGGCCAUUAAAGCCCGGAAUGAGUACUUACUGGCUUUGGAAGCCACCAAUGCCUCAGUCUUCAAGUACUACAUCCACGACCUGUCCGACCUUAUUGAUCAGUGUUGUGAUUUAGGCUACCAUGCUAGCCUGAACCGGGCUCUGCGCACCUUCCUUUCUGCUGAAUUAAAUCUGGAGCAGUCAAAGCACGAGGGUCUGGAUGCCAUUGAGAAUGCAGUUGAAAACCUGGAUGCCACAAGUGACAAACAGCGUCUCAUGGAGAUGUACAACAAUGUCUUCUGUCCCCCUAUGAAGUUUGAGUUCCAGCCCCACAUGGGGGACAUGGCUUCCCAGCUCUGUGCCCAGCAGCCUGUCCAGAGUGAGCUGGUGCAGAGGUGCCAACAGCUACAGUCUCGUUUAUCAACUCUGAAGAUUGAGAAUGAAGAGGUAAAGAAGACAAUGGAGGCCACCCUGCAAACCAUCCAGGACAUUGUGACUGUCGAGGAUUUUGAUGUGUCUGACUGCUUCCAGUACAGCAACUCCAUGGAGUCGGUCAAGUCCACCGUUUCAGAAACCUUUAUGAGCAAACCCAGCAUUGCUAAGAGGAGAGCCAACCAGCAAGAGACAGAGCAGUUUUAUUUCACGAAAAUGAAGGAGUACCUAGAGGGCAGGAACCUCAUCACCAAGUUACAAGCCAAGCAUGACCUUCUGCAGAAAACCCUGGGAGAAAGUCAGCGGACAGACUGCAGUCUGGCCAGGCGUAGCUCAACCGUGAGAAAACAGGACUCAGGCCAAGCAAUUCCUCUGGUAGUGGAAAGCUGUAUCCGGUUUAUCAGCAGGCACGGAUUACAGCAUGAAGGAAUUUUCCGGGUGUCAGGAUCCCAGGUGGAAGUGAAUGACAUCAAAAAUGCUUUUGAGAGAGGAGAAGAUCCCCUGGCUGGUGACCAGAAUGACCAUGACAUGGACUCCAUCGCAGGUGUCCUGAAGCUUUACUUCCGGGGGCUGGAACACCCUCUCUUCCCUAAGGACAUCUUCCAUGACCUGACAGCCUGCGUCACUAUGGAAAACCUGCAGGAGAGAGCGCUGCACAUCCGGAAAGUCCUCCUGGUCUUACCCAAAACCACUCUGAUCAUCAUGAGAUACCUCUUUGCCUUCCUCAAUCAUUUAUCACAGUUCAGUGAAGAGAACAUGAUGGACCCCUACAACCUCGCCAUAUGCUUCGGCCCCUCGCUGAUGUCAGUGCCGGAGGGCCAUGACCAGGUGUCCUGCCAAGCCCACGUGAAUGAGCUGAUCAAAACCAUCAUCAUCCAGCAUGAGAACAUCUUCCCAAACCCCAGGGAGCUGGAGGGCCCUGUCUACAGCAGAGGAGGAAGCCUGGAAGAUUACUGUGACAGCCCUCAUGGAGAGACUACCUCUGCUGAAGAUUCCACCCAGGAUGUGACCACAGAGCAUCACACAAGCGAUGACGAGUGUGAGCCCAUUGAGGCCAUUGCCAAGUUUGACUACGUGGGCCGGACAGCACGAGAACUGUCCUUCAAGAAGGGAGCGUCCCUGCUGCUUUACCAGCGGGCAUCCGACGACUGGUGGGAAGGCCGCCACAAUGGCAUCGAUGGACUCAUCCCCCAUCAGUACAUCGUGGUCCAAGACACCGAGGACGGUGUCGUGGAGAGGUGCAGCCCCAAGUCUGAGAUUGAGGUCAUUUCUGAGCCACCUGAAGAAAAGGUGACAGCCAGAGCGGGGGCCAGCGGUCCCAGUGGGGGUCAUGUAGCCGAUAUUUAUCUUGCAAACAUCAACAAGCAAAGGAAGCGUCCAGAAUCUGGGAGCAUCCGGAAAACGUUUCGUAGCGACAGCCAUGGGCUGAGCAGUCCCCUGACUGACUCCUCCCCGGGGGUGGGGGCUAGCUGCCGCCCGUCCUCCCAGCCCAUCAUGAGCCAGAGUCUCCCCAAGGAAGGUCCAGAUAAAUGUUCCAUCAGUGGGCAUGGGAGCCUCAACUCCAUCAGCCGCCACUCCUCCCUCAAGAAUCGGCUGGACAGUCCACAGAUCCGGAAGACUGCCACAGCAGGAAGGUCAAAGAGCUUCAAUAGCCAUCGGCCCAUGGACCCUGAAGUCAUUGCACAGGAUAUUGAAGCAACCAUGAACUCGGCCCUGAAUGAGCUGCGGGAGCUCGAGCGGCAGAGCAAUGUCAAGCACACACCUGACGUGGUUCUGGACACCUUGGAGCCCCUCAAAACUUCCCCAGUGGUUGCCCCCACAUCAGAGCCCUCCAGCCCUCUGCACACCCAGCUCCUCAAGGACCCUGAGCCCGCUUUCCAGCGCAGUGCCAGUACCGCCGGGGACAUCGCCUGCGCCUUCCGACCCGUCAAGUCCGUUAAGAUGGCCACCCCCAUCAAACCACCAGCCACGCGGCCCAAGCCCACCGUCUUCCCCAAAACAAAUGCCACCAGCCCUGGUGUCAACUCCUCAGCCUCCCCACAGUCCACUGACAAGUCUUGUACUGUCUGAGGGGUGUAAUUUAAUUGUCCUAGACAAACGGACUCUAGGGACUGUUAUUAAAAAUAUUCCUAUUUAACUAGUUUGGGGACUUGAGUUGACGAUUAGAUUCUAAGUUGUUCUUGCAGGAAUUAGCCUCCCUAUCACCCAAAACCUUGAGAAUGAAGCCCUUGUUCCUUGGCCUUCCCUCCCCACCGCCCCAUGCUUCCCCCAGUGAUCGUAAUCCAGCCAGUUGCAGUAAUACUGAUCUUAGGUUAGCCAGAGGCAGCGCAUUUCCCAUCAAGUCACUGUGAAAUCUGACAAGGCAAACCAAGAGGACAUGGGCCUAAGCCUCAGUCCCCUCAGACCCCUUAAUGCCUUGACCAGGUAGUUGGCUCCUGCCACCCAGCUUUCAGUGGCAUCUUGUUUUGGGUACUAAUUGUAGAGACUCAUAGAUAUUCUAUUCCAUUCCUCAUUUUACACACACACACUUCUCAUCUCUGGCAUGUAUAGCCUCUUCUGCUCCCAGGACCAGUCUCUAAGUUAUUAUUGUGGCGGUUCACAUAGGAGCCGCCAGGGGCCUCCGUUUCCAUUACAAACUUCGUCCUAACUGGAUCAGAGAACCUCGCCUUUGAAAUCUCUAUGGCAUGACAGGAACAGCACAGGGACAGUCCUGGGGUCUCUGUGGGGUCGGGGGCUUUCUCUGCCGUCCCUCCAUUGCUGUGAAUUGCUCAUUGCUGUUGGCUUUGCUCUCCUUCCUGCCCUGGAAGUACAGCCCCAUCUUACCACAGAGCAUUUAAGUUUCUCGGAAUGUAUAGAGCUCUCACCUGGAAACUUUGUCUCUGACGGACCAUUUCCCAUUUAAGACAUUUUCCUGUGUAAGAAAGUUUUAUAGCUGAUUCCCUUUAGGCUAAAGACUCUUAAGAAUGUUAAUGCAUAUAUGGCAGGUUUGAAAAAGGUAAGAAAUGGGUCCUUCUGCUGCCCCCAUUAUUUUGGCACUUAAAAACAUAAAAAUGCAUUAUCAUAUCCAAAAAUUAAAUUCAGUUUUGCUAAUCCCAAAGUUGCUCCCAACGAACAGCCUUAGUUUUGCUGUUGUUCAGGGUUCUCUGCUCUCUCUGCUCUCCCUGUCUCUUCAGGGACCAACAGGGGCUUCGAGAAUUCUGGUCAUAUUCAAGCGAGACUCUAUCUGUUAAAGCUUGUUUUCACUUAUCAGAACAAGGACAGUUAAGAGAACUCUGACCCCACAGGCUCUAAAGUCUUCCAAAG